AUGGACGGAGAGCGUGCGAUGAAGGGCAAUUCCAGCGCUGGGAUCCGCAUCGGCGCGAAGCCAUGCGGAACCUUCACGACCCCAGGCAUCGACCAUGACUUUGAGCGCCGCCUCUCUCACUGUGGUGUGUUCUGUCGUUCCGAGUGGCCAACGCAACCGAGUUACAAAGGACCGCUCGGCGCAGCUGCAGCAAUCAGCCUGAGAAGGAGAGAUGACACGACGGGAAAUAGCAGCAGCAGACGCGGGAGAAGCAAAAAGCUAUUUGGAGAUGAAACAAGGCCGUUCAGCACGGUAAACCCUCGCUGCAUCGUGGAGAUGAGCCUGGGGAUGUGUGAAGCGAUCUGUUUGAAACGGUUCAGGAAUUCCUGGCUUGCUGAGGUGGUGUGCUUCGUAAAGCAAUGGAGUAACACUACGGCUGCCGACGGGACUUUUGCUGCAUCAUCAGCCUGUCCAUGUAAAGGCAGCCCGCCGGUUGGGACCAUGCCGACAAACAGCGGUGUUCGCCGCCGUGUGAGAGGGCUGUCGUUUGAGGGCAAAUAUCGGGUCGCCGGACGGGCGUUCUACGAUCCUAGGUGA
Messenger RNA from Trematosphaeria pertusa, 576 nucleotides. RefSeq lists its product as uncharacterized. The record is from RefSeq and is a predicted model, not a curated record. The transcript has 2 exons. The coding region runs from base 1 to 576 and encodes 191 amino acids. Lineage: Eukaryota; Fungi; Ascomycota; Dothideomycetes; Pleosporales; Trematosphaeriaceae.